CUACGUACGAUGUCGGAGCAUAUCACGGAGCAGCAGGUGGUGGCGACGUACAAGAGUCUACGCGCCGAGGUGCGGCAGAUGGCCGAGAAGAUCUCCGAGCUGGAUGUGGAGACUACGGAGCACAACCGCGUGAUCCAGACGCUCAACGAGCUGCCCAAGGACCGCAAGACCUACCGUAUGGUAGGCGGCGUAUUGGUGGAGCGUACAGUGCAAGAGGUGCUGCCCGCCGUAACGGCUAACCGUGACGGUAUUGCGCAGCUACUUUCUCAGUUGAACGAGAACAUCAAGCAGAAGGAGAAGGCCGCAGACGAGUGGCAGCGGAAAUACAACAUCCAGGUGCAGCAGUAAGAAGCUAAUGGCCGGAGUCGCGAGGAGAAUAGAUUUGUGGCGACGUCAGGCGUGAAGUGUAUUGGUAGUCCGUUGAAAGCACAAGGAGGACUAUUUAUCCUUUAAUAACGGGCGGCUCGGGUGCAAAUUGCAUUGUUCAAUUGAUAUUGGUACAGAUUGGUCGACUGGAUCAACUUCAUAGCUUAGGACUUGCUAGCCCCCUCCGUUAAUGCGUACAUGAGUCGUUUCUAACAUAGCACGG
Messenger RNA from Phytophthora infestans T30-4, 589 nucleotides. Its product is annotated as prefoldin subunit 2, putative. Gene Ontology annotation, molecular function: protein folding chaperone. Bases 10 to 348 code for a protein of 112 amino acids. The transcript has a single exon. Gene Ontology annotation, biological process: protein folding. Lineage: Eukaryota; Oomycota; Peronosporomycetes; Peronosporales; Peronosporaceae. Gene Ontology annotation, cellular component: cytoplasm; prefoldin complex. The record is from RefSeq and is a predicted model, not a curated record.